AUGAAAUAUUUUAAGCAUAUUGUAUAUGGCACCAUAUCUAAAUUAAUUACUGGUCACAAGGCGCUAGAAUGCUUGAAUUCGGGCGAAAUAGAGCUUCUUAGGAUACAAAAAUGGUUGGCUAGCUAUCAAAUUUUAAUUAUGAAACUAGAGUAUAAGAAAGAUAGUGAAAUACUCCGCGUAGACUACUUGAGUAGAAACUACGUUGAUGAAGUGAAAGAUAAGAAAGAUGUAAAUGGGGAAGUAGCAGAUGAACAAAAAGAAAAGUGUGGUAUUAUUAACCAUAUGUCAUUCAUUAUAUCUUUUGUUAUAAAUAUUUAUUUUCAUUUAAUAUUUUUAAUUAAGAAGAAGAACAAUUAUUUUCUUAUAAAUUAUUUGACUUGA
Vairimorpha ceranae is the source of this 381-nucleotide messenger RNA. RefSeq lists its product as hypothetical. The transcript has a single exon. The record is from RefSeq and is a predicted model, not a curated record. NCBI's taxonomy places the organism in Eukaryota, Fungi, Microsporidia, Nosematidae. The coding region runs from base 1 to 381 and encodes 126 amino acids.